Cladocopium goreaui is the source of this 1509-nucleotide messenger RNA. Lineage: Eukaryota; Dinophyceae; Suessiales; Symbiodiniaceae. The record is from the annotation of a GenBank genome assembly.
AUGGUUUCUGCUGGUGAAUAUCACACCGUUCUUCUCCGCAGUGAUGGCUGUGCCGUGGCUUGUGGUUCCAAUGUGGACGGACAGACCAGGAUUCCAGCUUUGCCAUCGGCCGGAGUGGCAUACACGCAGGUUUCAGCCGGAGGAGGUCAUACAGUGCUUCUCCGAAGUGAUGGAACUGCUGUAGCUUGUGGAAAAAAUGGUGCUGGCCAGUGUGACAUCCCGCCUUUAGAUGCUCAAACCUCCUACACCCAGGUGUCUGCUGGUGGGUGUCAUACGGUUCUCCUCCGCAGUGAUGGCCAGGUUGUUACUUGCGGAAUGCAUGGUGGACAAAGCGAGCUUUCACUCUUCGCUACUGCAAUGAAUUUGUCAUCCACCCAGGUUUCUGCGGGCAGAUGUCAUACGGUGAUUCUCCGAAGUGAUGGCCAUGCGAUGGCCUGUGGACUCAACAGAAAUACACAAUGCAACAUUCCGCCCUUAGAUGUUGCCAUGUCAUACAUUCAGGUUGCAGCAGGGGGGUAUCAUACUGUGCUUCUCCGCUGCGAUGGCCGUGCUGUGGCUUGUGGAAAGAAUACUCACGGACAAUGCCACAUUCCACCUUGUGAUGAAGGAACAUGGUACACCCAGGUCUCUGCAGGCAAUGAUCAUACAGUACUUCUCCGAAGCGAUGGUUGUGCGGUGGCUUGUGGAUUGAACGUUGAUGGGCAAUGCAACAUUCCACCAUUGGAUGAAGGAAUGUCGUAUAUUCAGGUGUCUGCAGGCUGGUUUCAUACAGCACUCCUCCGGAGCGAUGGCUGCGUUGUUGCCUUUGGAAAAGGUACUUCAAGAUGUGAGAUUCCAUCUUUGGAGCCGGGCUUUUGUUAUGUUGGCGACGCUAUGCCACAUUCCAGGGAUGUCGUUUUGCAACUUGACUUUCUUUGUGAAUUUGAUACUUUCAUGCUCACCUGUUUCAGUUUGGCUGGGGAACAGGUACUGCGAUUGAAUGCACGUUGCUCUGACUUAGCUUGGAGUACUUACAAGCGCAUUGCCUGUAAAUUGAACGUGAACCUCCCAAGUCUAAAGCUGGUCUUGCCUGACGGCCACUUGUUGGCCUCCAUUUGCAGGGCGAAUCCACUAGCAAUUGUUGCGGAUCUGACUAGGCAAGGUGUGGCCAUUUUGAGCGGUGAUGUCUGGAUGGUAGAGCUAUGUCGAGAACUGGGCGCCAAGUCAGCCGUGUUUGUGACUGACGUGGAUGGUGUUUUUACUAAGCCACCGAGCGAGGCAGGCGCCGAGCUGGUGCCAGAGAUUUUGUUGGACAACAAGGGCGAGUUGGAGCUCCGAGGAGUGUCCAUGAACACCGCGUCGCACGAUGUCACUGGUGGCCUAAAGGCCAAACUGGAAAGCGCCGCGGACGUCUUGCGAGGAGCGCCCAGCGUGGAGGCUGUGUACAUCGUGCGGGCUGGCAGCAGCGCUGCUGCAGAGGCUCUGCACGGACUCGCUCCAAAGCAAGGUACUACUCUCAGAAGACGCUGA